This is a messenger RNA of Aspergillus terreus NIH2624, 1068 nucleotides long. RefSeq names its product nitronate monooxygenase. Gene Ontology annotation, molecular function: nitronate monooxygenase activity. The transcript is spliced from 4 exons. The record is from RefSeq and is a predicted model, not a curated record. Bases 1 to 1068 code for a protein of 355 amino acids. NCBI's taxonomy places the organism in Eukaryota, Fungi, Ascomycota, Eurotiomycetes, Eurotiales, Aspergillaceae.
AUGGCUUCUCCUCAGAAAAUCCGUACCACCCUCACCGAUCUGCUCAAGAUCAACCACCCCGUCCUGCUGGCAGGUAUGAACGUGGCUGCCGGCCCUAAGCUGGCCGCUGCCGUCACCAACGCUGGUGGUCUCGGUGUCAUCGGUGGUGUCGGUUACACGCCCGAAAUGCUCCGGGAACAGGUUGACGAGCUCAAGAGCUAUCUCACGGACAAGAACGCUCCCUUCGGUGUCGACCUUCUCCUUCCCCAGGUUGGCGGCUCCGCUCGCAAGACCAACUACGACUACACCAAGGGUAAGCUCAACGAGCUGGUCGACAUCAUCAUCGAGAGCGGUGCCAAGCUCUUCGUUUCCGCCGUCGGUGUUCCCCCCAAGCACGUUGUCGAGAGACUCCACAAGGCCGGUAUCCUCUACAUGAACAUGAUCGGCCACCCCAAGCACGUCCAGAAGGCCCUCGAUGCCGGUGCCGAUAUCAUCUGCGCCCAGGGUGGUGAGGGCGGUGGUCACACCGGUGAUGUCCCCACCACUGUUCUCAUCCCUACCGUCGCCAAGCUCUGUGCUGGCAAGAAGAGCCCCAUGACCGGCCAGCCCGUCCAGGUUGUCGCCGCUGGUGGUCUCUUCAACGGCAACUCCCUCGCCGCCGCCCUCAUGCUGGGCGCUUCCGGCGUCUGGGUCGGUACCCGCUUCAUCCUGUCCGACGAGGCUGGCGCCCCCAAGGCCCACCAGGAGGCUGUCCGCACUGCCGGCUACGAGGAUAACAUCCGCACCAUCAUCUUCACUGGUCGUCCCCUCCGUGUCCGCAAUAACGCCUACAUCACCAACUGGGAGGAGAACCGCAAGGACGAGAUCAAGCAGCUCACCGCCAAGGGCAUCAUUCCUGUCGAGCACGACUUUGAGAACCUUCCCGACGAUGUCGAUGACGAGACCCUUGACAACGCCCGUCCCUUCCUGAUGGGCAAGGUUGCGGCCGUCGUCAACGAGAAGAAGCCCGCCAAGGCCAUCGUCGACGAGUUUGUUGACGAUGCCGCUGUUCUUCUCGCCAAGGGCCACAAGAUGCUCGCUAAGCUGUAA